AUGAAUCUUCGAAAAGUUUUACAUCACCUACUCGCUUAUCUUCUGCUUGUCUUUACUUUUAUUGGUACUCUCGUCUAUUCUGAAAAUGUCACGUCAACCUAUACAGUCAAUAAAGAUUUCUUCAAUGUUAUGAAAGCUCCCCAAUUCUCCAUUUACGAUGCAAGCGAACAACAAUUACACUAUCGAAUUCAAUCUAAAUUUUCUCUAUGGCACAUUAUCGAAAUUAUUUCCUAUCCAUCGAACGAAGUAAUUGCGAAGCUUCGAAGCCAAUGGUUUAUUUGGUUGUACGCAGCAAAUAUUUCAAUUUUCGACUCACCAUCAAAUCAAUGGAUCAAUGGAAGCAUUCACAAAAAUCUAGCAUUCUUCGGAGAUAAAUAUACUAUAGUAUGGAAUGGAAAAGUUAUUGUGAUGGAAACAAAGUUUGCUUCGCUUAUUACUGAAUUUCAUGAUCAACAACAAGGAAAUCUAUCGGCAGAAUUUCGUAAACGUUGGAUUUCUUUUGUCUGGUCAGACAAGUAUUAUUUAGAAAUAUUUUCGAAAGAAAUACCUGAUACACUAUAUAUGUUAGCAUUGGCAGCCAAAGAUUAUACUGAUUCUCAAGCAAAAAAACAUUCUGAAUCUAAAGGAACAUCGAGAAACUGA
This is a messenger RNA of Rotaria socialis, 642 nucleotides long. The record is from the annotation of a GenBank genome assembly. Lineage: Eukaryota; Metazoa; Rotifera; Eurotatoria; Philodinida; Philodinidae.